UAGUGAGAGCAGAGGAGUUAUUCCAGUCCUUAUUUUGAUUUGAUUUAAUUUCAUUUUAAGAGAUACAGAUUUGGUUACUAAGAGAAAUUGUAAUUUCUCGGGAGAGAAUGAUUUGAUCAUCUUCGAUUCGAUGUGAUCCCGCCAACACAAAACUCUUAUCGACAUAAGAAGCGUCGUAGAUAUUUAUUUAUGAAGGGGCGAGAUUGAUUGAUGAUGCUUUGUGGUUCUUUGCGAGAUCGAAUACAGCCUUGGCUUCGCGACUAUGUUAAACUCCAAUCUCUCGCCGUCAUCCUAAUCUACGCUCAGAUUGGCUGCGCUCUGAUUGGAUCACUAGGGGCCUUAUACAAUGGAGUUUUGCUGAUUAACUUGGUGAUCGCGUUGUUUGCGCUUGUGGCAAUCGAGAGCAAUAGCCAAAGCCUCGGCCGCACCUACGCUGUUCUCCUCUUGUGCGCUCUUCUUCUCGAUAUCUCAUGGUUCAUCCUCUUCACCCAAGAGAUUUGCAGGAGCAUUUCAGCUGAGACGUAUGGGGCCUUCUUCAUAUUUUCAGUGAAGCUGACCAUGGCCAUGGAGAUGAUUGGCUUCUUUGUGAGGCUCUCUUCCUCUCUCUUGUGGUUUCAGAUUUAUAGGCUUGGUGCUUCUAUUGUCGACACUUCACUCCCCCGUGAAACGGAUUCUGAUUUGCGGAACAGCUUCUUGAACCCGCCAACUCCUGCUAUAGACAGGCAGCGUUCAGGUGCCGAAGAAAUCUUGGGAGGUUCUAUCUACGACCCUGCCUACUACGCCUCUCUUUUUGAAGAGGCCCAAUCCAAUUUGAGUUCACCCAACGCAACACAGGUGAAUCAUUAUUCAGCUGAGAACAAUGGAUCACCAUCUGCAGCAGAAGCCUCUCAGAUUAAGUCUUCCAUAUCCAGAUCAUUGCAUGCAAUUGAUGAAGAGAAAGGUUUGAAGCAACCGCCGGGGAUGUCUUCAUUAUGAGCAAAACUCCAUUCAAGAAAGGUGGUGCUAUCUUAGCAAAUUCUAAACAAACAAGUGUCUACUUUGCAGUAGCUGAGGCUUAGGAUUUGAAGCAGGCGCGCAAGUAAGUGUGAGAGAGAUUCAUGAAAUAAUCUGCGUGUUCUUACAAAGGACAAGAAGGUUAUAUACGUUGACGACAAGUAAGCACCGUUUCUACUUAAGCUUUUUUUCAUUAUUUAUUUUGUAUGAAAACAUUUAUUUAUUUGGGGAUACGUGGUUAGAAUAGUGUAAGAAUCUACCUGAUGCAUCAUGAUGAUUCUUUCCGGGUUUAUCUUUUGUGUUGUAAAUGGAGCUACUUUUGUUGUUUUAUUUUGGGUUUCAAUGGAGAUAGUAUAAAGAUA
Molecule: messenger RNA, 1355 nt
Organism: Brassica oleracea var. oleracea
Lineage: Eukaryota; Viridiplantae; Streptophyta; Magnoliopsida; Brassicales; Brassicaceae
Exons: 5
Coding region: 211-975 (254 amino acids)
Source: RefSeq, a predicted model, not a curated record